AUGCAUGCACAGCUUUUCCAAUUUCCAUCUCCAUCGAUCAGUGCUCUAGACGGCCGCUACAGCCUCCAUAUACCCCGUGCUGCUCGUUCCAGUUCAUCAAGCAGCUCGAUCGACCACUCCACUACUGUGUCUCAGAAGCUCAUCACGCGUCAGGUACCAAGGCAAGAACACACUAACAUGGAUGCCCAGAACAAGGAGGUCGAUGCCCUGGUCCAGAAGAUCACCGGCCUCCACGCCGCCAUCUCCAAGCUGCCCUCGCUCAGCCCGUCCCCCGACGUCGACGCGCUCUUCACCGACCUGGUCACCGCGUGCGUCCCCCCGAGCCCCGUGGACGUGACCAAGCUCGGCCCGGAGGCGCAGGCGAUGCGGGAGGGCCUCAUCCGCCUCUGCUCCGAGGCCGAGGGGAAGCUGGAGGCGCACUACUCCGACAUGCUCGCCGCCUUCGACAACCCGCUCGACCACCUCGGCGUCUUCCCCUACUACAGCAACUACAUCAACCUCAGCAAGCUGGAGUACGAGCUCCUGGCGCGCUACGUCCCCGGCGGCAUCGCCCCGGCCCGUGUCGCCUUCAUCGGCUCCGGCCCGCUGCCGUUCAGCUCGUACGUCCUCGCCGCACGCCACCUGCCCGACGCGGUGUUCGACAACUACGACCUGUGUGGCGCGGCCAACGACCGUGCGAGCAAGCUGUUCCGCGCCGACAAGGACGUGGGCGCACGCAUGUCAUUCCACACCGCCGACGUAGCGGACCUCACCGACGAGCUCGCCACGUACGACGUCGUCUUCCUGGCCGCGCUCGUGGGCAUGGCUGCCGAGGACAAGGCCAAGGUGAUCGCACACCUUGGCGCGCACAUGGCGGACGGGGCGGCCCUCGUCGUGCGGAGCGCGCACGGGGCGCGUGGGUUCCUGUACCCGAUCGUCGAUCCCCAGGACAUCGGCCGAGGCGGGUUCGAGGUGCUCGCCGUGUGUCACCCCGACGACGACGUGGUGAACUCUGUCAUCAUCGCGCAGAAGUCCAGCGACAUGCAUGCGAAUGGACUUCGCAACGGGCGUGGUGGACAGUGCGCGCGGGGCACGGUGCCGGUGGUCAGCCCACCCUGCAGGUUCGGCGAGAUGGUGGCGGACGUGAGCCAGAAGAGAGAGGAGUUUGCCAACGCGGAAGUGGCCUUCUAA
Triticum turgidum subsp. durum (durum wheat) is the source of this 1170-nucleotide messenger RNA. The record is from the annotation of a GenBank genome assembly. NCBI's taxonomy places the organism in Eukaryota, Viridiplantae, Streptophyta, Magnoliopsida, Poales, Poaceae.